Triticum dicoccoides is the source of this 867-nucleotide messenger RNA. RefSeq lists its product as uncharacterized. The transcript has 6 exons. Lineage: Eukaryota; Viridiplantae; Streptophyta; Magnoliopsida; Poales; Poaceae. The record is from RefSeq and is a predicted model, not a curated record. Gene Ontology annotation, cellular component: membrane.
AUGGUUGAUAAGGUGGUGGCGCAUAGCAUCAACACAUUGGUCUCCCUCGUCAGCGUCUGGAACUACGCCGGGCGGGUCACGGCCGGGUUCGCGUCCGAGGCCCUGCUGGCGCGGCACGGCGUUUACCCGCAGCCGCUCGCGCUCACGCUGGUGCUCCUCCUCUCCUGCGCCGGCCACCUACUCAUCGCCCUCGCCGUGCCGCGGUCGCUCUACGCCUUCUCCAUCAUCGUGGGCUUCUGCUUCGGCGCGCAGUGGCCGCUCAUCUACGCCAUCAUCUCCGAGGUGUUCGGGCUGAGGUACUACGGCACGCUCUACAACCUGGGCGCCGCGGCCAGCCCCGUGGGCGCCUACGUGCUCAACGUGUGCGUCGCCGGGCGGCUCUACGACGCGGAGGCGGCGAGGAAGCGCGGGAACGGCCAGAGCAGGACGUGCAUGGGCGUGCGCUGCUUCAGGGAGUCGUUCCUCAUCGUCACGGCCGUCACCGUGGGCGGCGCGCUCAUGUUGCUGGUGCUGGUGUGAAGGACGUGGAGCUUCUACUAGGGAGACAUCUACGCCAAGUUCAGGGAUGCCGUGGCUGUCCAGGAGGCAUCCGACGGUGCUUGCGCGGUUGAGCAGCGGCCGCACGAGUCGGGUCAACACCGAAGGGAGCUGCUGUUGAGAUGGCUCAUGUACGUUGACUGUCUUGAUCUGUCCAUCGUGGAUUUCACUGGAACUGGAGGCCCGCCGCCUGCACAAAAGUUUGCUGUUUCUGCGUGGACUAUCAACGCUGUCAAGGCUGUGCUUGUCACAGACAAGGCUACUGACACCACAUAUGGAAAACUGCAGGAUGAAGAAGACUACUACGCGUGGGGCCAAGCAUAUCAGUAA